This is a messenger RNA of Olea europaea var. sylvestris, 699 nucleotides long. RefSeq lists its product as uncharacterized. Bases 238 to 567 code for a protein of 109 amino acids. The transcript is spliced from 2 exons. The record is from RefSeq and is a predicted model, not a curated record. Lineage: Eukaryota; Viridiplantae; Streptophyta; Magnoliopsida; Lamiales; Oleaceae.
CAUUUGCACUGGUCACAAAUCACAACCAUGUGACAUACCCAUUUUGCAAUUAUUAAAUUACAAGUGUUUGACAAGUUGAGAGAGGAGUUAUGUGGACAGAUGAUCGAACUCCAGUAUAAUAAUAAAGAGUUAACAAUGCAGCUCAAGGAGCAAAAGUCAUAACUAUUAGACUUAAAACAAGAUAGGAACAGUCAGAUUGAUCAACUAAUCUGUGUCCAAGGUGAAAUUCGAUUGGACAUGAUGGAAAUAAGGUCGAGCAUGCCAUUCUUGUCCGAUUCCAUUACUGCUUUAAUAUCGAGUACGAUGGAUGCAAUUUUAGCAAAAGCAACUGAGAAGAGUGAAACUCACAGCGUUGGAGAUGCACCACAACAGGAGAAGGUCACAGACAUUGAACAAAAUAUCGAUAGGAAAGGCAAUAGCAAGAUGGACCCAGCUGACGAAAUUAAAUAUCUGUCCUUUCCUCCAACCCUGUCUUUCGACUUAGGUGUUGCUUCAACACCAAUCAUUUCUAAUGAGGUUGAUGUCAUUAUAGCUGGUGUGGUAAAGGACUGUGAAACUGAGGAAUAGGUUGAUGUAGCGACGAUGACCAUAAGUGAGGACCAAGUACUUCAUAUCGCGUUGCAUACAUUUAUAGGUCACAAACACCUUACACAUUGACUUGAAAAUGUGGCACUGAGCGCAAAUCACCUUUCAUUCUUA